Xiphophorus maculatus (southern platyfish) is the source of this 4442-nucleotide messenger RNA. RefSeq names its product unconventional myosin-Ih-like (gene myo1hb). NCBI's taxonomy places the organism in Eukaryota, Metazoa, Chordata, Actinopteri, Cyprinodontiformes, Poeciliidae. The coding region runs from base 62 to 3178 and encodes 1038 amino acids. The transcript is spliced from 32 exons. The record is from RefSeq and is a predicted model, not a curated record. Gene Ontology annotation, molecular function: ATP binding; actin filament binding; microfilament motor activity. Gene Ontology annotation, biological process: vesicle transport along actin filament; actin filament organization. Gene Ontology annotation, cellular component: plasma membrane; cytoplasm; actin cytoskeleton.
CUCACACUGAACAUCAUAGGAACUCAGCAGAGUCGUAGCGCUUGGCACAAAGACGUCCGAUAUGGAAUCAAAGAGCCUGGAGGAGCGGUGUAACCGGAUCCUGAGGAACAUGGAGGCCUCCCUGACGGCCCGGGAUCGUGUGGGCAUCCAGGAUUUUGUUCUGCUGGACGCCUACACCAGUGAGAGUGCCUUUCUGGACAACCUGAGGAAACGCUUCCAUGAGAACCUGAUUUAUACCUACAUUGGGACGCUUCUGGUGUCGGUCAACCCGUAUAAAGACUUGGACAUCUACAGCAAGAAGCAAAUGGACACCUAUAUGGGAGUUAACUUCUUUGAACUACCACCUCACAUUUAUGCUUUGGCAGACAACGUUUUCCGCACCAUGCUGUCGGAGUUCAACAAUCACUUCAUCCUGAUCUCAGGAGAGAGCGGGGCUGGAAAGACAGAGGCCUCCAAAAAAAUCCUGCAGUUCUACGCUGUCAGCUGUCCGAGCACCAAACUCCUGAACAACGUCCGGGACAGGCUGCUGCUCUCCAAUCCAGUGCUUGAAGCUUUCGGAAAUGCCAAAACCCUGAAAAACGACAACUCAAGCCGCUUUGGGAAAUACAUGGACAUCCAGUUCGACCAUCGGGGUGGAGCUGUGGGUGGUCACAUCCUUAGUUACCUGCUGGAGAAGUCCCGCGUGGUUCACCAGAACCACGGUGAGAGAAACUUCCACAUCUUCUACCAGCUGGUGGAGGGAGGAGAGGAGGAUUUGCUCCGCUGGCUGGGCCUGGAGAGAAACUGCAAGAACUACCGUUAUCUGGUGCAAGGGGAUUGUGCCAAAGUUAGUUCGAUCAACGAUAAAAGUGACUGGAAGACAGUGCGGAAAGCGCUGUCUGUCAUAGACUUCAGCGAAAGCGACACUGAGCACCUGUUUGGUAUUAUUGCCAGUGUGCUCCACUUGGGAAACCUAAAGUUUGAAGCAGACGCUCGAGGAUAUGCCACCAUCAAAAACAACCAGGAGAUGCAUUGGGUGUCAAAAUUGUUGGGUAUUCCUAACCAGGUGCUACAACAGGGUUUAACCCACAGAAAGAUAGAAGCCAAAACAGAAGAGGUGCUCAGCCCAUUUUCAGUGGAACAUGCUGUAUAUGCCAGGGAUGCCCUUGCCAAAGCCGUCUAUGGCCGAACCUUCGACUGGCUGGUCAACAAGAUCAAUGAAUCACUGGCUAACCAGGAUUCCUCCAGGAAAAGGGUGGUCGGCCUGCUGGACAUCUAUGGGUUUGAAGUUUUCAGUGUUAACAGCUUUGAACAGUUUUGCAUCAACUAUUGCAACGAGAAGCUGCAGCAGCUUUUCAUCCAGCUGACGCUUAAAUCAGAGCAGGAGGAAUACGAGCUGGAAGGGAUUGAAUGGGAACCAGUGCCAUAUUUUAACAACAAGAUAAUCUGUGACCUUGUGGAGGAGAAAUUCAGAGGAAUCAUCUCCUUGUUGGAUGAGGAAUGUUUGCGUCCUGGGGAGGCCACCGACCUCACCUUUCUGGAGAAGAUGGAGGAAAAGAUUGGCGGCCAUCCUCAUUUUGUCACACACAAACUUGCAGACAAAAACACAAGAAAAACACUGGAAAGAGGAGAUUUCCGCCUCCUACACUAUGCUGGGGAGGUUACAUAUUGUGUUGUUGGAUUCUUGGACAAAAACAACAAUCUGUUGUAUCGAAGUGGAAAAGAGGUCAUGCAACACUCCAAAAAUGGCAUCAUCAAACACUGCUUUCCCUCCUCUGAACCUGACAGCAAAAAGAGACCAGAAACUGUGGUGACCCAGUUUAAGAACAGCCUGGUUGGUCUGACUGAGAUCCUAAUGUCCAAAGAGCCUUGGUAUGUGCGCUGCAUCAAACCGAAUGAAUCCAAACAACCAGCAAAAUUUGAUGAUGUGCUGGUGAGACAUCAGGUUAAAUACCUGGGGCUCAUGGAGCACCUCAGGGUCAGGCGAGCCGGCUUUGCAUACCGACGCAAAUAUGAGCUCUUUCUCCAGAGGUAUAAAGCUCUGUGUCCAGACACUUGGCCCAACUGGAAAGGUACGCCAGCAGAGGGUGUUCGCUGCCUCAUUAAACACCUGGGCUACAAAACUGAUGAGUAUAAGUUAGGCAGGACGAAGAUUUUCAUCCGCCAUCCCCGGACUCUGUUUGCAACAGAAGACGCCUUUCAGGUCUGCAAGCAUCAGCUUGCAACAAGGAUUCAAGCCAAAUACAAAGGUUACAGAGUGAAAGAAGAGUACCUGAAACAGAAAGCGGCUGCCACUAAAAUUGAGAACUGCUGGAGAGGUUUGAUGGCGAGGAAGGAGCGUGAAAGGAGAGCUUGGGCGGUCAAGGUCAUCAAGAAAUUCAUCAAAGGUUUCAUGACCAGAAAUCAACCAGCCUGCAUUGACAACAGUGAGUACCUGGUCUAUGUGAGGCAGAACUACCUCACCCGCCUGAAGGAAAACCUUCCCAAAUCGGUCCUGGACAUGGACUCGUGGCUCACCCCACCACCCAUUUUAAAGGAGGUCUCGCUGCUCUUGCAGAACGUCUUCGUUCGCUAUUUGGUGAGGCAGUACGUCCGAGAAAUCACCCCACAAAGGAAAGCUCAGCUUCUCCUCAAAGCCCAAACGAGCUCCAUGUUCAAAGGAAAAAAAGAAAACUACCCACUCAGUGUGUGCAGCCCGUUUGUUGACACGAGGAUUGCUUUCGAAGACAUUAACCUCAAGGUCCUUCAGACAAUUCAGCAUGAGCACCUCAAGUACGGCGUUCCAGUGGUGAAAUACGACAGGAACGGGUUCAGGCCUCGUCUUCGGCUGCUCAUCUUCACCCAGGAAGCCGCCUACUUGGUCGAAGAAACAAAGAUUAAGCAGCGGAUUGAUUUCACCUCGUUGAAAGGUGUGUCUGUGAGCAACCUGAGCGACAACUUCCUCAUCCUCCAUGUUACAUGUGAUGAUAUCAAACAAAAGGGAGAUCUGGUUCUGCAGUGCGACUUCCUCUACGAGGCUCUGACUAAGCUCAGUUUUAUUGCUGACAAGCAGAGCUGUAUCAAAGUGGUUCAGGGGAGCGUGAGGUUUGACAUUCAGCCUGGCAGAGAGGGAUUUGUUGACUUCAAAAGUGGCCAGGAAUCCAUGGUCUACAGAGCAAAGAACGGCCACUUGAUGGUGGAAUCAACAAGAACCAGAUGAAGAUGAAGCUUAACUGGGAUGAUGAGGCUCUUAGAAGCCUCAGAGAUGCAGAUCUUUAAAACAAAACAAAAAACCAGCCAUUCUUUCUCAACCUCCUCAUGCUCUUCAUAAUGACUGAUUUUAAGUUUUUCAUCUUUAUGAUAUUACUUUAUGGUAGUCUGAUGUUGUUCGUCACCAAAUAAUGCCAAUAUCUCAACAGCAGAAAGAGCAACUGAAGAGUUUGAUCAGAAAACAUAUAAACUAUAUAAGCUAAAAAAAGCCUGUUUUGUAUUUGACUUUUGUUGAUAUGGCAAUUUAAGACAUGCAUGUGUAAAACCAUAAAGAGCUUACCUAUGCCACACCUUUGUGUAAGAACAUGCUUAACCAUACAUAAGUUUAUAAUAAUUACCUUUAGAAAACUAGGUUAGUGAAAAUACAGUGCAAUAAAUAAUUCUCAGUCUAUCUAUACUCUGUGUUCACUGAUGAUGCUCGUAUUGCAGCUCCCCCUGCUGAGCAUUUGCUGAUUGUGCAUAAGGUUGUGCUGGCAAAACAAAUCCUGAAGUGUCUUUCCUCGGUUGUUUCAAGUAGAACAGGAAAGAUUUUGCUGAGUGACAGCAAAUCUUUAAUCCUUAGUGCUAAAUAAAAUGUUGGUCCACACUUUGCAGUUGUAGGACUGACCUCUUUAGGCUUUCCAAGACAUUUAGGAAAGUGGUUUUGGGAAGUGUUGAUCAGAGGGGCAAAUAUGAGAUCAGACAUUGAUGUUGGACAAGAGAGACUGGCCUCCAUCCUCCACUGUUAUUCAUCUCUAAGGAGCUCAGGACUCUGCGAUGGCAAAGGAAAUGGAAACUCAUGAAGCUCUACAUAAUAUACUUGAGCUAAUCUGCUAAUCUGAAGGCCACAUGAAGUUUGGAGAAUCUCAACCCCCAACCCAUCUACCAACCCAGCUCUGUUAUUCCCAAUACCUUUGUUAUAAAACCUCAGUCAGGCGGCUGAGUGGGGAUUAUUUGAAGAAAAAUCCACAACUGGGAUUAGCAGAGCUCUGAAUAGUGAUCUAAACUUUCCAAAUGUUCAUAGAAACAGUCUGAAAAUAGGUGCUGAAUUUUAUACCUUUGUAGUCAUGAAAGUGGUUGUAACACCUAAUUUAAUAUUUCUAAUGGGUAGCAAUAGUACAUAUGUAAUGGUGAAAAGUAAACAUCCUCAUAUUUUAAAAUGCAUUGAAAGUGUGCUGCUAUAUGACUAAUAAAAAUGACAUAUAUUACGUAUAUUACAGACUACAUAUAGUUGU